AAGAGAGAUACAUUUCCCUUCAGAAAAUGGGUUUGGAAACGAAACAGGAAAUGAACUCCAGUGGGGACCACAAGUAACUUCUUUCUGAAAAGACAAAUAUUAUGAGUUCUUCUGGAGCCAUGCAAAAAAAGCAUGAGGAGAAUAGUUUCCUUGAUACCAAGACAAUGGCGGAAGGUUCAGACCCAUCACCAUCACCAACAAACAUGGUUGCAGCUGCAGAUGAAGGAAACACCGAAAACAGCAAUGAAGAGAAUCUCAAUCUCUCUUUGGAUGAGUUCUAUCACCAAAACCACAAUCCACCACCACAAACAACAGAAGGUGUCUCAACCUUUGAGAAUGGAACAUCUUCGAUAUCUAUGGACAUAGAAAACACACAGAAUCUGAGUUUGAACAUCGGCAAUUCCUACAGCAACAAGGGUACUACUACCCCCUUGGUGCAAGAGAUUGUGAUUGAUCAUGAUGAUGCAUUUCACUAUGAGAAAUCCAAUUGGGACUCUACCAUUCAUGAAUUGCUUGAUCUUGGAUUUUCUAACCACAAUGAAAAUCAGCAAGCACAUGAUCACCAACAAUUUCAGCUAUGUGAGGCACAAAAUUGUAGUCAAAGUUACCAUUCAUCAGAUCUUCUUCAGCUUCAUUUGAAUCCGAAUCAAAUCCCUUGCAUCACAAACCCAAUUCAGAAUAAUACACCAAACUUUCAACAUUCCAUGGGGUUCCUUGGUGACCUUCCUGUGGGAUCAGACUAUGACACUUCACUUCAUUUGAAUCCAGCCUUUGGAGUUGGAGAGUUGUUUCCGUCUCUCCCGCAUGGCUACACUAGGCUGACUGAUUCGAGGAGCGGAUUCCUCUUUGGUGGAGGGGAUGAAAUGGAGGGAAAUGGAGCUUGUUAUCAAGAUGGAGAUGGAAGCCAGGUUGACAUUGGAGUGAUGGAGUUCAACAGAGCCAGAGCUUGUUCUGUUGGUGGCAGAGGGAGGAGAGGACAGGGUACCAUGCCAAUUGAUAAACAAAGAAGAGAGCAAUUGAAUGACAAAUACCAAAUCUUGAGAAGUUUGAUCCCAAGCCCCACUAAGGUAGAUAGAGCAUCUGUGGUGGGAGAUGCAAUUGAUUACAUAAGAGAACUGAUUAGAACAGUCAAUGAGCUCAAGUCACUGGUGGAGAAGAAAAGGAUUGGGAGGGAGAGGUUCAAGAGACACAAAGAUGAAAAUGAUGCUUCAGAGAGCUGUAACAUAAAACCUUAUGGUGAUGGGUCCAUAAGAACCUCAUGGCUUCAGAGGAAAUCGAAAGACAGCGAGGUUGAUGUCCGAAUAAUCGAUGAUGAAGUUAUAAUCAAGAUGGUUCAGAGGAAGAAGAUCAAUUGCAUGCUUUUUGUCCCCAAGGUCCUGGAUGAACUUCAGUUGGAUCUUCACCAUGUUGCUGGUGGCCAUGUUGGAGAAUAUUGCAGUUUCUUGUUCAAUAGCAAGAUAAUUGAAGGUUCUUCAGUCUAUGCAAGUGCCAUUGCCAACAGGGUGAUUGAGGUUAUGGACACUCAGUAUGCAGCAGCAGCUGUUCCACACAAUAGCAGCUAUUAGAGUUGUGGCUGAUUGAAUAAAAGAUUAGGGGUUUUUAUUAAUAUAGAUAAUGACAUUUAUGGAAAAAAUAAUAGAUAGCUAAUAAAGUUUAUAUGGAUGCUAGAUACAAAGAACUAAGAACUUAGUGAAAUUUACUAGUUAAACAGUUUAUGACUUA
This is a messenger RNA of Arachis duranensis, 1722 nucleotides long. Its product is annotated as transcription factor bHLH91-like. Gene Ontology annotation, biological process: anther wall tapetum development; regulation of DNA-templated transcription. The record is from RefSeq and is a predicted model, not a curated record. The transcript has 5 exons. The coding region runs from base 102 to 1565 and encodes 487 amino acids. NCBI's taxonomy places the organism in Eukaryota, Viridiplantae, Streptophyta, Magnoliopsida, Fabales, Fabaceae. Gene Ontology annotation, molecular function: protein dimerization activity.